GUUGAGACCCAGCAUUUGCCCACCACCACCACUCUAGACACCCCACUUCUUCUUUUAGCCUUUUGCUCCGAUUUUCUCUCUCCACUCUUUAUUGCAAUCUAAGCUUUCAAAAAGAGAAUCCAUCUUUUUUUUUUUGGUGAAUUUAGGUUCCAUUGUACAGUUUGAGAUAAUUUUUAUACCCAAAAGUUGGAAAAAAGCUUAACAUGUGCACACAACAUUUUUUAUUGAUUCUCUUCUUCCUCUCUUUCCCUGUAAAUUCAUCCCCGUAAGAAAAGUUGAAAAAAGGGUAUGUUGUUUUGAUGGAGGAGAGCAAAAGUAGGUGAUUACUUCGUAUUCAGAUUAUUAGUACCUCAUAAAUUGAUUUUGGGGAGAUGGUUGAAUAAAUUCUGAAGGGUUUAUUGAUCUGGGUUUUUUUGAGGGUAGAGUAUGAAUUUGUGAAAAGUUACAAGUUUCUGGGUGAAAUUUGAUAAAAAUGGAACCCCAAGAAACACAGGAGCAGCCAAAAGGUCUCCAGAAAAAGAUGAGAAAACAGUUGACUGGGAAAAGGGAUGAUACAAAGCUUCAUGCUGCAGCAAGAGCUGGUAGUUUGGAUGAGGUGUUAGAAAUAUUGAAUGGUAUUGGGGAGGAUGAAUUGAAGGAAUUCCUGAUAAAACAGAACCAAGCAGGUGAAACAGCACUUUAUUCAGCUGCAGAAUACGGGCAUAUUGAUGUAGUUAGGGAGAUGAUAAAGUAUUAUGAUCCAGUUGCUGCCAGCAUCAAGGCUAAGAAUGGGUAUGAUGCUUUUCAUAUCGCAGCGAAAGAAGGGGAUUUGGUGAUGCUCAAAGUACUGAUGGAGACACACCCUGAUCUCUCCAUGACCUGUGAUACAUCCAACACUACAGCUUUGCAGACUGCUGCAACACAAGGGCACACUGAAGUUGUGGAAUUUCUCUUGGAGUCGGGAAGUGGGCUGGCCACGAUUGCUCGAAGUAAUGGUAAGACCGCUUUGCACGCUGCUGCAAGGAAUGGACAUGUGUAUGUAGUGAAAGCUUUAUUGGCGAAAGAACCUGGUAUUACUACACGGACUGACAAGAAGGGACAAACGGCACUUCAUAUGGCGGUCAAGGGUCAGAAUCUUGAGGUGGUGGAGGAGCUGAUUAAGGCUGGUCCUUCUUUGAUCAAUAUGACCGACAGCAAGGGCAAUACAGCAUUGCAUAUAGCCACAAGAAAAGGCAGGCGUCAGAUUGUAACGCGGUUGUUAGCUGAAAAUGGAACAGACACCACAGUUGUCAACAGGGCAGGUGAAACUGCCAUUGACACAGCUGAAAAAAUGUCACAUCCCCAGAUUUUAGAAACCCUUCAGGAACAUGGGGUUCAGAGUGCCAAAGUCAUCAAGCCUCAGGCAACCAGCAAUAAUGCUCGUGAACUUAAGCAAACCGUGAGUGACAUAAAACACGAAGUCCAUCACCAACUAGAACACACUCGCCAAACAAGACGCCGUGUCCAAGGAAUAGCUAAACGGAUCAACAAGAUGCACACUGAGGGCCUUAACAAUGCAAUCAACUCAACCACAGUGGUUGCGGUGCUCAUAGCAACAGUUGCUUUUGCAGCUAUCUUUACCGUUCCAGGCCAAUAUGUUGAUGACCCGAGUAAUAUUCCCCCGGGAAGUUCCCUCGGAGAAGCAAACAUUGCCCCAAAAGCAGCAUUUUUAAUCUUCUUUGUUUUCGACUCAGUUGCCCUUUUCAUCUCUCUUGCUGUUGUCGUAGUUCAAACAUCUGUAGUUGUUAUAGAAAGCAAAGCAAAGAAGCAAAUGAUGGCGAUCAUUAACAAGCUGAUGUGGUUGGCAUGUGUUCUCAUAUCAGUGUCAUUCUUGGCUCUUUCUUUUAUUGUAGUAGGAGUUAAGGAGAGGUGGCUUGCCAUUGGGGUGACAAUCAUAGGAACAACAAUAAUGGUGACUACUUUGGGUACCAUGUGUUAUUGGGUGGUUCAACAUAGGAUGGAGGCAAGAAGUUUAAGAAGCCUUAGGAAAUCCUCCCUAGAAAGCAGGUCUCGCUCUUGGUCUGUCUCUGCUGCAAUGUCAGAUACAGAGAUUCUCAAUGCUGAGAAGUUCAAAAAGAUGUACGCAAUAUGAAGUGUCCAAAGGUAUAUAUCUUCUAUUUGUUUGUCCAAUUUCCUGAUGCAGCUUCACCAAUCACCAUCCUUUGUAAAUCCUUACAAACUCAACGAUCACUUGUAAAUUUUUUGUCACAUUUUUCUGCAUCAGAUUUUUAUCUGUUUAUAAUUAUUAUUCAAAACCACCAGGGUGGUUACAGACUUAGGAGGUGACAGAAUAUAGUGGGGGUUAAUAAGAGCCUUUUUGUCAAAGUUCCUAAUGUUUGUAUAAAAUCUUCAGGUCUUAUGUAAUUUUGUUUAUUCUCCA
Molecule: messenger RNA, 2398 nt
Organism: Spinacia oleracea (spinach)
Lineage: Eukaryota; Viridiplantae; Streptophyta; Magnoliopsida; Caryophyllales; Amaranthaceae
Product: ankyrin repeat-containing protein At5g02620
Exons: 4
Coding region: 473-2110 (545 amino acids)
Cellular component (GO): plasma membrane
Molecular function (GO): protein binding
Source: RefSeq, a predicted model, not a curated record